AUGAAGCACAUUCUUGUGUUGGCUUUGAUCGCAUUCACAUAUGCUACGACCUUGACAGAGAUGUCAGACAGACUUUCUCAAUAUGGAGAUCAUCCCUUCGGAAAGUCUAUGGUCAAUCUGGUUACUGUUAACAUGAAAACUGGUGGUUCCCUCAAUGAAUUGAAAUAACUCUUACAACAAAUCAAGGACGAACUCAUCGCUCUCACUCAAUUGCAAGAUUCAGAAAAUGCCACUUUCACUCGCAGAAGUCAAGUUGAUUUGGCUAAAUUACAAGCCACCCUUGAAUAAGCAUCAGCUGAUUUAGACAACCAAAGACAAGAGCAAUCAAGCUUGAGCAACGAAUUGGCUACUCUGUAAACUAGAGUGAAGGAGGAUCAAGCCGCUUUGGACAGAAACGGUAGAGGAAGUGGCGAUGCUCAAUCCAGACUUGAUGCUGAAAAUGCUGACUUUGCUACCAAGUACUCCGAUUACAAUGACGCCAUCUUAGCAUGUAAGGAAGCACAAAGAUUACUAUUGAACUUAAGAGGUGAAGGAGCAUCUUUAAUUUAACUUACUUAAGAUACAAAGAGCAACCUCAUCUAAACCAAGGAGAACUUCUAAAAGAUCAAAGAAAUAUUGGAAGCUCACACCAAAAAGAGCUCUUUGACCCUCUUCCAACCCAUCAUUGAAGGACUCGCUGAAAUGACCACCAAAGUCAAUCCAGAAACCUUGAACAAUGUCCUUAGUUUGGUCGCUCGUCUUAUCACAGCUCUUCAAGAAGGUCAAGAUCAAUUGGAGUCAAAUCACAAAACUCAAGUUGAGAAUUUAACCAGUAAACCUUAUAAGUUUCAUUUGGCUACUGCUAACAAUAGACUCAAGGAGAUUUAAUCAAGAUUGAACGAAUUAGACGGAUUGAUCAACAUCUCAAAUGCUUUAGUUGAGGUCACACAAUUAAACAUUCAAGAUGCCACCAAGAUCAAUGAAUUGGAAGAUGCAGAAUACAGUAAUUAAAAAGUCAGCAGAUAAACUGAAAUCGAUAUAGUUGAUAGAUUAAUUGAAUACAUCAAUUAAAAAUUGUCAGAGUGAUUCCAUACAAUUAUAUCAAAAAUAUCAUUAUUAAUUAUAAUGUUGUUUUA
Messenger RNA from Paramecium tetraurelia, 1115 nucleotides. RefSeq lists its product as uncharacterized. The record is from RefSeq and is a predicted model, not a curated record. NCBI's taxonomy places the organism in Eukaryota, Ciliophora, Oligohymenophorea, Peniculida, Parameciidae. The transcript has 6 exons.